GGCGCAGGGGCCGCCUCGGCCUGGCGGGGAGGCGGGGAGGUGGCCACUGGCUCCGCCCCGCUCCCCUCUGACCCGGUGUCUGGUCUCUCCGUCUUCCUGUUCCAAACCACGUGGACGCGUCGGGGCUGUGGGAGGCAGCCCGCGCCGCCGCCGUCGGUGUCGCCGCCACCACCACCGCCGGGGUCACGAGUCCCGCGUCUGUCCGAAGUCGCCGCUCUUGGGCUGCCCACUUCUCUGCGGUGGGCGCGCACAUGGCGACUCAGGCGCACUCCCUCAGCUACGCGGGGUGCAACUUCUUGCGCCAACGUCUGGUCCUGUCCACCCUGAGCGGGCGCCCAGUCAAAAUCCGAAAGAUUCGGGCCAGAGACGACAACCCGGGCCUCCGAGAUUUUGAAGCUAGCUUCAUAAGGCUGUUGGACAAAAUAACGAAUGGUUCUCGAAUUGAAAUAAACCAAACAGGAACAACCUUAUAUUAUCAGCCUGGCCUCCUGUAUGGUGGAUCUGUGGAACAUGACUGUAGCGUCCUUCGUGGCAUUGGCUAUUACCUGGAGAGUCUUCUUUGCUUGGCACCAUUUAUGAAGCACCCAUUAAAGAUAGUUCUACGAGGAGUGACCAAUGAUCAGGUUGACCCUUCAGUUGAUGUUCUUAAGGCAACAGCACUCCCUUUGUUGAAACAGUUUGGGAUUGAUGGUGAAUCAUUUGAACUGAAGAUUGUGCGACGGGGAAUGCCUCCUGGAGGAGGAGGCGAAGUGGUUUUCUCAUGUCCUGUAAGGAAGGUCUUGAAGCCCAUUCAACUCACAGAUCCAGGAAAAAUCAAACGUAUCAGAGGAAUGGCGUACUCCGUACGUGUCUCACCUCAGAUGGCAAACCGGAUUGUGGAUUCUGCAAGGAGCAUCCUCAACAAGUUCAUACCUGAUAUCUAUAUUUACACAGACCACAUGAAAGGAGUCAACUCUGGGAAGUCUCCAGGCUUUGGGUUGUCACUGGUUGCUGAGACCACCAGUGGCACCUUCCUCAGUGCUGAACUGGCCUCCAACCCCCAGGGCCAGGGAGCAGCAGUACUUCCAGAGGACCUUGGCAGGAACUGUGCCCGGCUGCUGCUGGAGGAGAUCUACAGGGGUGGAUGUGUAGACUCGACCAACCAAAGCCUGGCGCUACUAUUUAUGACCCUUGGACAGCAGGAUGUUUCCAAAGUCCUGCUAGGCCCUCUCUCUCCCUACACGAUAGAAUUUUUGCGACAUUUGAAGAGCUUUUUCCAGAUUAUGUUUAAAAUUGAAACCAAGCCAUGUGGUGAAGAACUCAAGGGCGGGGAUAAAGUGCUGAUGACCUGUGUUGGCAUUGGUUUCUCCAACCUUAGCAAGACCCUCAAGUGAUAACCAUCACAAGAUAAGGCCCCAGUGACUGCAGACAAAGCAGAAGCUGCCACAGACACCAAUGGGACCAGGUCCAAAUGGAUUAAUCCGGGACAGCGUAGCCACUUGCUUAAUUUUCCUUGAAGAAAUAUCGACAUACAAAUAACAGUCCUCUCUAUAGCAUGUGGUUUCCAGCUGUUUCUCCAGUGGCGUUGCCAUUGCUCAGGAGGCCCAGUCACCAUAAGAGCUCCCUUGCCUUACCUGUGACUUCAGGCCACCGUCAUGCUGCUAGAACAGUCUCACAGCUGCAGUUCAGCUGUGCUUCCUCAGCCUACUAUCAUAGGCUUCCUUGGCCUUCUGUCAUAUGGCCGUUUUCCAAACCUGUGGAGUCUGUUACUGUUCUUUCUGCAAGGACCUAUACCUCCUUGAGCCUCAGUUUUUGUUGUAGGGAUCAAACGAGAUAAUGUGAGUGGUGGCUCUAUUCAUGAGUCCUGCAGUGCUAUGCAAAUGUCAGAAAUUGGUAUGUUAACUAUUUAUCUUUUGUCUUCUGAAUGGUUUGCUAUCAUGGACACCGACAAUGAUCUUCAUCUGGUUCAUUAUAUGUAUAUCUGAGGGAUGGGUGGCUGCAGGGGUCCAAGUAAAGUUAUUGGGAUGUUUUUUAUAUCCCAGUUGUGCUAUACAUUCUUAUUUCAUUCUCACGAUAGCUCCAUGAUGUAAAUUUUAUCUCCAUGAGAAAAUUCAUAAAGGGUGUUUUGUUUCUUUGAAAUGUGUAAUGUAAAGACAUCAGAUCUCCUGAUUUAAAGAUCUAAUUGUAAAA
This is a messenger RNA of Cebus imitator (Panamanian white-faced capuchin), 2169 nucleotides long. RefSeq names its product RNA terminal phosphate cyclase like 1 (gene RCL1). The record is from RefSeq and is a predicted model, not a curated record. Gene Ontology annotation, molecular function: RNA endonuclease activity. The transcript is spliced from 9 exons. Gene Ontology annotation, biological process: ribosome biogenesis; endonucleolytic cleavage of tricistronic rRNA transcript (SSU-rRNA, 5.8S rRNA, LSU-rRNA). Lineage: Eukaryota; Metazoa; Chordata; Mammalia; Primates; Cebidae. Bases 252 to 1373 code for a protein of 373 amino acids. Gene Ontology annotation, cellular component: nucleolus.